UCCCUAGUGUAAGUUUUGUUGUAAUAGUCAUAUUCAAAUCAGUAUAUGGUUUGUUACAUGAAAGUGGACAUUUGGAACGGGGCGCACGAAUACAAAACCUCAAACACAGGUGGCAUGUAUCAUUGGCAUGCUUAUUGGACAUCCACACCGACAGAUGGCUCCUGAAGAUUUAGCGCUUAGCACCCUGGCAAUUCUCCAUGCGACACUACAAAAUAAUACCAUUCCCCGACCCUGCAUUAAUGCAGUGCACUGGGCCAAGGUUCGAAACCUACCCAGGUGACCCGGACGCACUGAGCACAUAGGGAUGACAGAACCGCGUCUCGGCUGUAGUGUUGUCUGCCAGAGUGCGGAAUGCGAGACCGGCCCUCCUACUAAAGGAAAGAUGAGGGAAUGGUGGCUUCUUGUGGGCUUGCUGUGCAUUCCUCUGCUGGCAGUCUAUCUGCACAUCCCCCCUCCCCAACUGUCUCCAGCCCUCCUGACCUGGCGCUCUGCCGGAGCAUUCUUCACUUUCAGGAGCAACAAUAUAUUCUACAGAGAGACCUAUGGUGCUGUAGGCAGCUCUGAUGUGGUCAUUCUCCUCCAUGGCUUCCCUACCUCCAGCCUGGACUGGUACAAGAUAUGGGAGCCCCUGAAUCGGCGCUUUAACCGGGUCAUUGCUCUGGACUUUCUUGGUUUUGGCUUCAGUGACAAACCGAGGCCCCACCGCUACUCCAUCUUUGAGCAGGCUAGUGUUGUGGAGGCGUUGGUGUCCCACCUGGGUCUGACGGAGCAGAGGCUCAACCUGCUCUCCCAUGACUAUGGAGACACUGUGGCCCUGGAACUGCUCUACAGGAGUGACCACAACAGGACUGGACACUUGACCAUCAACAGCCUCUGUUUGUCCAAUGGAGGCAUAUUCCCAGAAACACACCAUCCCAGAUUCCUUCAGAAGCUCCUCAAGGACUCCAGCUUCCUCUCUCCGGUGCUGACCCGUCUCACCAACUACAUGGUGUUCUCUAAAGGGCUUGGGGACGUGUUUGGUCCUUACACCCAGCCCACAGACGCUGAGUUCUUGGACAUGUGGACAGGGGUCCGCUUCAAUGAUGGGAACCUGGUCAUGGACAGUAUCCUGCAGUUUAUUAACCAGAGGGACGAGCACCGAGACAGAUGGGUUGGUGCUCUCACCUCUACUUUCAUCCCUGUUCAUAUGAUCUAUGGACCCCUGGAUCCAGUCAACCCUCACCCCCAAUUCAUCUUCCUUUACCAGAAACUGGUGCAGAGGUCUACUGUGUCGGUUCUAGAUGAACACAUCAGCCAUUAUCCCCAGCUGGAGGACCCUACUGGCUUCCUCAACGCCUACUUCAGCUUCAUCAACGCCUUCUGAGACAACUCACCAGCAUUAGACAAUCUGAACUUGACAUCUACGAGCAUAACCUGGGUCAUGUUCAUUCGGGCUCACAACGGGAAGGUUAAAACAUUUUGCAAUAGGAAAACAAAAACAUGCAUUUCUUAUUGGAGUUCAGCCCUGUUUCAGUGUUUUCUUCCAUUUGGUGCCUAAUGAACACAAAUUUUCACAUCUCCCAUUGUGGAAAAAAUUGUGAAGAUUCAGCUCUGACUGGGUGGGUCGUGAACAAACACCCAUAAUUGAAAAACCUCAAACCUGGAUGAGAACUGUGCACAUUGAAUCAUAGCUGAUAUGACACAGUGAUCUUGAAUCCAUUCCUGGUAUGUCAUAAAAGCACCAAGCCACGUUUGACAGAUACUGUCUCCUGCUACUCGCUAUGAACAAAAUGACAGCACUAAAUGGAUCAACUACUGCAGUAGGGACAUAGGAAAUCUUACUGGAAGCAUGAAAGAUCACCCAAGGUAAUCUCAUCUUUGGGGUCCAAUCUAUUUGUUGUAAUUCGUAACAGGUUGCAACCCAAGGAAAAUAAUUCUGGAUGGAGGAAAUAAACUUUAGAAAUAAAAGGAGUUUUAAAUAAAGCUUGUAACAAUAA
Molecule: messenger RNA, 1976 nt
Organism: Salvelinus fontinalis (brook trout)
Lineage: Eukaryota; Metazoa; Chordata; Actinopteri; Salmoniformes; Salmonidae
Product: mesoderm-specific transcript homolog protein-like
Exons: 12
Coding region: 305-1363 (352 amino acids)
Molecular function (GO): catalytic activity
Source: RefSeq, a predicted model, not a curated record